Molecule: messenger RNA, 1677 nt
Organism: Plasmodium vivax (malaria parasite P. vivax)
Lineage: Eukaryota; Apicomplexa; Aconoidasida; Haemosporida; Plasmodiidae
Product: mRNA capping enzyme, putative
Exons: 1
Coding region: 1-1677 (558 amino acids)
Molecular function (GO): polynucleotide 5'-phosphatase activity
Source: RefSeq, a predicted model, not a curated record
AUGGUGAGGGAGGCGCACGAGCUGCUGGACGGCAGCAGACCGAUCCCCAUCGACCAAAUCACGUACGAGCUGUCCCAGAACAUCAUCCUGGCCUUCGACAGCAACGAGUUGGCCUCAAGAAAAGACACACAGAUCGAAGUGGAGACAAGAAUAGGCCUCGUAAUUGACAAGAAUAAAAACAGAAUCAAAUUGCCAAGCAAUACGGAUGCCAUUGUUGAAAGUAAUUACUCCGAUUUUACCUCAGGGGUGGAUAGGCACUCCUUUGAAUAUCUCCUGAAUUAUUUGCAUUCCUUGGAGGGGAGGGAGAGGAACAAAUGGGGCGUCAGCACGAAGGUGCUGAAGGGGGAUAGGGGCAUAAAGGGAAAUGCCCCUCACGAUGGAGAUGUGCCAAGUGAGAAGAGGGAUUCCCCCCCAGGAGAUGAAGAAGAGCCAGUUAGCGACAGGGACAGCUACAUUUACGAAUUUUUUUCUACAAAGAAGGUGCGAAGCGUAGACAAGUACUACGUUCUGCAAAGGGACAACUCUCGAGUUCGCGUGACAACGUAUUUGAAUGGCGAUUCGGGAGGGGAGAGCGAGAGCAUGGCGAAGUCGCUGUGCAAAAGGAAUUUAAACACGUGGAAUAUUUACAUGGGGAAUAAUAAGGACUACUUUGACGAGGAGGACGAAGAGGACGAUGAGGAGGACGAGGAGGACACCAAGGGGAAGAAGAAAAGGAGGACUGACCCGGGGGGGAGCGCAAGUGCAAGCGGAAGUGCGAGCGCAAACGGAAGCGCCGGUGCCCGAUCGGGGGACGACUCCGUGGACUAUCGAAUAGCCAUAAACCUGGAGCAAACCAAACGGAUAAGCAAACUGUUUCUUUCCAAAAUCGCGCCUGUACACGAAAGGGUAAAAGAGAGGACAUCCUUCAUAAACAAAAUUCUGGGCAUCCAACUGGACUUAACCAAAAUAAAGACAAAGGAAGAUGGCGAGCUGUACGAAAUUGAAAUUGAAAUUCUCUCCAAAAGUAUUUUAAAAGCUAUGUCAAAUUUGCGAAAUAAAAAUGAUUCAAAUUAUUUGCUUUUUAUUUGUUCCAAUUUGGUAAAUAACGCCCGCGGGAUUUGUAGGGAGUUGUGCCAUUUUAGGAAGAGGCAAACUUUGGUGAAGGAACCCGGUUUGGAUGCCGGGGGGGAAAAGGACAUACAAAACAUGUAUGUACACUCAUCGAGGGAGAGAAAAAAUUUUGAAAAAUAUGUACAUUCGGUGGCCCCUAUCGUUGGAGACUACAUGUAUAGGGUGGUUGCCAGGAAUGAAGAGAGGAUCCACGCCGUGCUGCGCGAAAAGGGCCUCUCCAAUAAGCGCAAAAUAGAGGCUCUGCAAAAACUUAUCGAAAUUCGGCGCCACAAUAAGAAGUCCGUCAAGAAGAUCAGCGAGACGUACGCGGAGAAUCGCUGGAGGGUUGUGCGCACGGAGGGGGCGCAGGGCCAGGUCGUCCUGGUCAGCGAGGGGAGCGAUGGGAGUGAUGGGGGUGAUGGGAGUGACGGAGCGGGCGAACUGCGCUGCGAGGAAAACGUGGAGCCCACAGGAUUCAACUUCGACAACAGCAGCGCGAGUGGCAGCGAGGGGGAGGGAGAGAAAGGCCAAAAGGACAGCUCACAGCCGGAUGGCAGUAAGUACACGAAUUUCUACAGCGACACGUGA